AUGUUCGGCUGCCCUUCUCCCAACAGUUCUAUAACUGUCUCAAACCAAACCCACCAACCAGGCAAGCUGAGCUCUCAGAGUAUUUUUACCGUCUCCCUUCAUGGAAUAGUCUCGACCGUUGGCAUCAUUGAGAACCUUCUCAUCCUCGGAGUCGUUGGGUUCCGCGUCCGCCGCUCCAUGCUUAGCAUCUGGAUCCUAAACCUGGCGGCGUCUGACUUCCUGGCCACAUGCUUCCUGCCCUUCUUCACCCUCUACUUAGCUCGUGGAGGCACCUGGAUGUUGGGCGCUACCUUCUGCCGCAUCUACUCCUACAUGUUCUUCCUCAACAUGUUCGUCAGCGCCUUCCUGCUGGCGGCUAUUUCCCUGGACCGUUGCCUGGUUGUGUUGAAACCCGUCUGGGCCCAGAACUACAGAAGCACCGAGCUGGUGGGGAGGAUUUGUGUAGUGAUUUGGGUCUGUGCUAUAAUCUGCACCAUCCCUUUUUACUUGUUUCGUGACACCAUCCCACAACGCUCUGGCAAGAUUUACUGUUACUACAACUAUGCCAGAUUGCUACCGAGUGAGCCCUACAACCUGAUAGCGUUAUGCAAGCAGCGCAAGGAGGGACUGGUUAUCAUGAAGUUCCUUUUUGCUUUCCUGAUUCCUCUUCUAAUCAUCAUCUUCAGUUACGUGGCUGUCAACAACAAAUUGGCAUACAGAGGCUGCCGGCGGCCUUUCCGUUUUGUUCGGCUUGUAGUGGCUGUUGUGGUGACCUUUGUCCUCUGCUGGGCUCCGUACCACAUCUUCAUUAUCGUGGAGAUGAUGGCCCCUAAUGGGAGUUUUGAGCAGAAGAUCGCAACCAAAGCUCUUCCAAUAUCAACGACGAUCGGCUUCAUGAACAGUGUCAUCAACCCCAUCCUGUAUGUCUUCAGCUGUCCCGAUCUGUGCCGCAAGAUCCGGCAUUCUCUCGGAGCAGUGAUGGAGAGCGUCCUGGCCGAGGAUCUGGCAGAGCUGGCCCGGCGACGUAGCACCGCUCGAAGCUCCAUCAGUACCACCGAGUUUGAAAUGAGGAAGAAAAAUUCCAUUUUAGCUUCAGCUCCUUUGAAAGCAGAGACGUCUGAGCAGGACGAAAGUCUCAGCAACUAG
Molecule: messenger RNA, 1125 nt
Organism: Nematolebias whitei (Rio pearlfish)
Lineage: Eukaryota; Metazoa; Chordata; Actinopteri; Cyprinodontiformes; Rivulidae
Product: prostaglandin D2 receptor 2-like
Exons: 1
Coding region: 1-1125 (374 amino acids)
Biological process (GO): positive regulation of cytosolic calcium ion concentration; inflammatory response; phospholipase C-activating G protein-coupled receptor signaling pathway
Cellular component (GO): plasma membrane
Molecular function (GO): complement receptor activity; G protein-coupled receptor activity
Source: RefSeq, a predicted model, not a curated record